Cyprinus carpio (common carp) is the source of this 1461-nucleotide messenger RNA. It is a transcript of the gene foxq1a, whose product is annotated as forkhead box Q1a. Gene Ontology annotation, molecular function: DNA-binding transcription factor activity, RNA polymerase II-specific; RNA polymerase II cis-regulatory region sequence-specific DNA binding. Gene Ontology annotation, biological process: anatomical structure morphogenesis; cell differentiation; regulation of transcription by RNA polymerase II. Lineage: Eukaryota; Metazoa; Chordata; Actinopteri; Cypriniformes; Cyprinidae. The record is from RefSeq and is a predicted model, not a curated record.
GAGCGCGCGCUAGGGAUGUUAAGUGCACUUAUCUGCAGCAGGUACAGAUCCUGUCACUCUCACGCUUUGGAUUGUGUUUGACAGCUCCGCGUGGCUAUUCUAGCUCUCUUUCUCCGGUGUUUGCUUAAGGAGCCUUACUCGGCGGAAGCGUCUGGAAAGUUAAAGUGUCACAAGCUCAGCCAAUGAAGCUGGAGGUUUUCCGCGGGGGUCACUACGACUCCAAGCCCACGGAGCUCUGCAGCGACGCCGAGGGCAGCAUCCCGUCGCCGAUGUCAGCGGAGGAAGAGCUGGGCUCGGAUGGAGAUUGCGUGGCGCACAGUCCCGCACCUGUUCCUCCCGGCGCAGAGAGUAAAGGCAAGCCCUACACAAGGAGACCCAAGCCUCCGUACUCAUACAUCGCUCUGAUCGCCAUGGCCAUCCGGGACUCGAACACAGGCCGCCUGACUUUGGCCGAAAUCAACGACUACCUCAUGAAAAAGUUCCCGUUUUUUAGAGGCAGCUACACCGGCUGGAGGAAUUCAGUGCGCCACAAUCUGUCUCUCAACGACUGCUUUCUCAAGGUGCUGCGGGAUCCCUCCAGACCGUGGGGGAAGGACAACUACUGGAUGCUGAACCCACACAGCGAGUACACCUUUGCGGACGGAGUGUUUCGUCGGAGGAGAAAGCGCAUCAGCAAAAAAACGGGCAAGGAGCCAGAGGGGCCGAGCCAAGCCCCUGCGGUGGACACUAUCGAUACGCCUCCUUCCAGCGCCAAGUUUACAAGCUCCUUCGCUAUUGACAGCAUCCUCAGCCGACCUUUCAGGAAAGAGGAACGCAAAGCCGACACCUGGCACGGGGGAUAUGUCAUGCGGGGCUCCCCUGUGGCUCAACCUCAAACGCAUGCGCUUCUAUCCUUUGGACCACCGGAGGACCCCGCCAUCAGCUGCCGCCACCAACGAGACUUUCUCCCGUUCCAGCUGACAUCCGAGUGCCUGUCGAUCCCACACGCGUCCGCGGGCUUUCACCCCUUCAAGAUCGACUAUCUGUUGUCGUAAUAUCGAGUGGGUCUAGGGUGGGGAACUUUGGCACUUUCUGAGCACUUGUGACUUGACAAAGACAUACAUUUCAUCCGCCUGCGUAAAGAUCGUCCGGGAAAGUUUUGUGCAGAAUGACAGCGAGUGAAAGUUGUGAACUAUUUAAUAGCUGUAUUGUCCUACUGAGCGCUUGCGUUGUUUUAAGCUGUCGUCUGUGUAUUUAUUUGUCCUUUGUGUUUGUUUUAAGUGUGUUGAACCAGACGAUUCUUGUAAAUGUAAACUUGUUUCCAUACUGUUCGAGAUAAACUAUUCAAGAGACAAACUCACUUGAGUUCUUACAAAGAAAGUGAGGCUCCUGCAUCUAAACUGGAAUUAUUGUAAACUAUUUUUUUUUUUCUGACAAAAUGCAUGCGCAUUUUAUAUUGAAUAAUAAAACAUGCUUUAAAAU